CCACGAUCCCCUCUUGUGCAGGGUGACACCCAUGGGAAUAGAGGCGCCUCCCCCACUACCCGGGAUACGCGAACAUGUUUGCCAAUGCUGAGUUUACGCUAUCAAAUCCAAUUCAGGCACUUGCAGGACACAACUCACAGCAACGGAAAAAGACAUGCGUUUUUUGAGAUUCAUAGGAUUGGCCUGGAUCAGGCUUGACCCAGCCGGCGUGGGGCAGGUCGGAGGAAUUGACCCUAGGGAGAGCUUUGCAAAGCCACCAGAAGCAGGGAUCAGAAAAACGAAGGGCCCGAUAAAGCCUUGGGGGACUGUGGGAGGGGCUCAAAAAGCAUCAAUGAGGAGCGAGAAAACUCGGAUACUUGAGAGAUAUCUAGUCUAAGUUGCCCCAGCGGAGACCACUAUCGACCAACAUGACGUACACGCCGCAUGCGCAACACUCAGAGGGAGACCACUAAGGGUCGUUGAUGGGCCACACGCCCAGGUUCAAGGUGGGAGGAUCUAACCGGGUUAGUAAUAGCCUACGGACCAUCGCUUCAAGCAAUUACCAUCGGGCGAUGGUCCGGAAGCUCUUCAGCAAACUCUGUGAGUACCUACCUGCUCAGGUACCUACCUUACCUACUGUGCGCCUGGGCGUCUCGAAUACCUUUUAAUGGCUUGAUCUGCUCUUUCGUGUCCAUGGAGAUUUACCCUUCUUCUCAUCCUUUCUGCUCUUCCUCCAGCUUAAUGUUGCAGCGACAACACUUGACUGCUAUAUCUCCCUUUUACUCUUGGUUCUUUCUCCCAAAAUGGCGCUCCGCCCUAUCUUUACUGCCACGCACCCACGUGCAUGCUCUACGGCCUUUGAGCGGGUCUUCAUGGCCCGCCGCGAUAUCCUAGAGAGUGUUCACGAACCUUUUGGAGAUGCCUUCUACUAUGGUCCUGAGAUCCUCAGUGAUCGUUUCAGAAACGACACUGCCACUCGCGAGCAGAGUGGUUUCUCGCAAAAGACCUACAAAGACGUCCUCAACGAGGUCAUGGAUGCGGGCAAAGAUGGCAAGCGAAUCUUCAUCAAGGACAUGGCCUACUACCUCAUGGCCCCAGACAACAAGCCUACCAAGGUUGCACCGUCUCUGGGAGAGGAAGAGCCCGGCAACCCAACGGUUCUGCCACUAGAGGUCCUGAAGCAAUUCCAAUUCACCUUCCUCAUCCGCCACCCUCGCCGAGCUAUCCCCUCAUACUACCGUUGCACGGUGCCGCCUCUGGACGAAGUCACUGGUUUCUAUGACUUCAUGCCCAACGAGGCCGGUUAUAAGGAGCUCGUGCGUUUCUUUGAUUUCCUGAUCAAGGAGAACAUCGUCGAUAAGGACAACCUCGUUGUUAUCGACGCUGAUGAUCUUCUCGAUAACCCCGAGAAGACCAUUCGUCUCUACUGCGAGAAGACGGGCAUUGACUUCAAGCCCGAGAUGCUCGAGUGGAACGAUGAAGAUUGCAACUAUGCGACCAUUGCCUUCCAGAAAUGGAAUGGCUGGCACAACGAUGCUAUCAAGAGCUCGGCUCUGAGGCCUCGGACUCAUCACCAGAAGACGAUGACCACCGAGUCUGAAGAUAAGGAAUGGACCGCCAAGUAUGGUCCCGAGGCGCAAAAGGUUAUCCGUAAGACGGUCGAGGACAACGUAGCCGAUUACGAGUACCUGAAGCAGUUUGCGCUACCUAUUUAACUUCAUUGGCUAUGUGCUCGCUCUGCUUUUUCAGGGGUUGCUUUUCCUCUCUCUACGGUUUGGACCUGUUCUGGCGUUUCCGCCCUCUGUCAGAUUGGACUUUUGCACCUGGCGAAGAGCCGGGGUAAUAAAUGAUUUAUGAGUGUUUGGAUUUAGUUGAUGGUACAGCUAUUAUGGUACAGCAACUUGGGCACCACGCCACCUGAUGAAUAUAUACAUGCUCCUUCAUCUACAAACCUUUGCCAACUGUCUGAGGAGUGUCCUUUUUGAAUCUCUAGACACUUGAUGACACACCUUUCCAUAUGGCCCAACCCGAUGGAGUCCAAAAUAUACAUUUUAUACAAUGGAGAUAGAACACGUAUAAUAAUGACUGAAGUGGGAGAGCCUGGUGUUCGUGGAAGACUCAAUCUCCAACCCAACCGCCUUUUAUGCCGUCUCCUGGGGCUUUUUGUUCAUUUCAGUCCUCUCUUUGAGUUCUUCAUUCAGCCACUGGCUCCGGUGCCUUCUCCUGACCGUCCUUCUUCUCGGGCUCGUUCGAAAUGUAGCUCGGCUUUUCGAACAGACCAUGUGUAACGUUUUCAGACCACUUCUGGGCAUACUCCUUGUCCUGGUCGUUUGCCCAGCUCACCUUGACAUCUAAAAGCUUCUUCUCAGCGCCCUCGGCAUCUUCUGAUAGAACGAUUUUGUUACCGCGGCCAGCACCGCUCAGAACAGACGCUAUGUCGGCGAUGGAGUUCGGCUUCUGGGCGUUGAGAGCAAUGCCGCGCUCCUCUCUGGUUCUGAUGGGGCGAUGAUUCAUGUUACCCUUCUCCUUCUGCUGGGCCACUCGCUUGCGGUCGGCUUCACUGAACUCUUCGGGGUUCUUAUAUCGGAAGUCGUCGUCCCAUGCUACCUCGUGCAGGUGCUUCAACUCGCGCAAUUUUUGGAAGACAGAUCGACCAAUGGAGCCUUUCCCGGCGGGGAAGGAGAUAUGUGCGAAGGGAGACCAGUAGUCUUUUCGAAGUUUGGCGGGUUUUGUCUUUUUACCAUUGAAUGGGAGUUGCUUAAGAUCAUGGAAACCCUACGACAUCAAGUUAGCACAUCCAUGCUGCUUACAGGGAUCCUUUUAUAAUUGGACUCACGUUUAGCGUCUUAUCAAAGCUGUAAAUGAUUUGGUUCGUUCUUCUGUGGCCGAAUACCCAAAUAUCCUCCCCAUGUCCCUCAGGUGGAGGGAAUCCUCUGCCAUCCUUCUUCUUGCCGAAAUGGCCGUGUCGCACCCAUAUCCGUACGUAGCUGGGCAAUUGGCCCAAUCGAGAUGUCGGUGCCGUGUUCAUGGUCGCCCACUGGGAAGUUGAGAUGGCCUUGAUACUGGAGAUUGAUGGGAAAAAAUGCCAGUAUCGCCGGUUCAAUCACGGACGAGUGUACGGUCACGUGAUAUUAGAAUCAUAUGUUGGGGCAGUUUUAAUCUACAAUCAUCUCAACUCAUCAUUUAACCUAUCAAAUCUGACUGUUAUCAUCCAUUGUUUGCGCUUAGACCUUGUGGUAUCAAAGGACUCUCAUGCAAUUGAAAUCUUUGUCUUUCUGGCC
Messenger RNA from Fusarium verticillioides 7600, 3260 nucleotides. RefSeq lists its product as hypothetical. The transcript has 4 exons. The record is from RefSeq and is a predicted model, not a curated record. Bases 783 to 1694 code for a protein of 303 amino acids. NCBI's taxonomy places the organism in Eukaryota, Fungi, Ascomycota, Sordariomycetes, Hypocreales, Nectriaceae.